AUGUACACUGCCAAUUUUUUGGUUUGGUUAUUAUUCUUUUAUUUAAAUCUUAAAAAGGGGCAUUCACAUGAUUUAUCUCCAGGCGCUAUAGCGAAUGCAAUGUGUAAAAUCUACACAGAUAAUGCGAAGAAAAAUAAUAUUUGUCCCCUUUCGAAGUUUAAACCCUCAAUAUCUCGAGCAGUGUUUGCAGAAUCUGGAGACUUUCCUCAUAUGAUACAACUAGGUUAUCAGAUCGAUGAUAAUACCGAAUGGAUUUGUAGUGGUUCUAUAAUAAGUAAAAAUUAUGUGCUAAUAGCAGCUCAUUGUACUUCAUCCAGACAAAGAGGAGUAAAUGUAACACAACUAAGAGUAAGAGCUGGAGUAACUGAUCAAAAAGAUUUGUCUAAUGCUCAGAUAAGAAACGUUGAAUCAAUUAAAUUGCAUUCUAAAGUUGAAAUACCUGUGAAAUAUAACGACAUAGCACUAAUUAAAGUAAAAGAAGAUUUUAUAUUUAACAAGUUUGUAGGUCCAGUGUGUUUAUACACCAACGAGAAAAAUCCAGAUGGGAAAGGUCUUCAGACAGGUUUGUCUACAGCAACAUUGGAAAGUUUUCCCAAUUCUACAACCUUUACCAUCAGAAAACGGCGACAAAACAGUUUGAAAUGUACUCUUCCGCCACAAUUGGAGAAUGGAAGGUGGGUAGUAACUGAAGCAGAUGUUAAUCCAGAUGAUCUAGUGGACAUUAACACAAUAAUAAGAUUUGAAUGUCAUAAAGGUUACCAACUAUACCCUAAUAACCCCCUACUUCUUUGUGAUGGCAGCUGGGAUGAAACAACUUUUCCAAUAUGCCAAAAAAAAUGCCCCCCACUUUAUUCAACGACAACUACCACGUUAACCUGUAAAGACAUACAUAACGGAGCAGUACCUUGUGAUGAAGCCGUUGAUGGUACCUCUUUAACUUACAUUUGCAGCGCUUACUAUGAAAUACCACCAGGAGGUAGAAAUACGCUUUACUGCUACGAUGGCGUUUGGAACUUUCCGAAACCUAUAUGUGAACCAAGUAAGCGGAAUGAAUUUGAAUUUUGUUAG
Diabrotica balteata is the source of this 1068-nucleotide messenger RNA. The record is from the annotation of a GenBank genome assembly. NCBI's taxonomy places the organism in Eukaryota, Metazoa, Arthropoda, Insecta, Coleoptera, Chrysomelidae.